UGCCCCGCCGGCACGACCUGGAUCGGCACAGCUCACCAGUGCUGCGAGCCGUGCCCCGCAGGGACAUUCCUGCACGAGGCCUGCACAAGCCCUGAGAAUAAAAGCGACUGCCGCCCCUGCCCUGACGGCACCUUUCGCACCCAGCCCAACAUCCUCAAGGAGUGCCAGGCUUGCUACGAGUGUGACCGACAAGCUUUCCAGAGUGUGCUGAGCAACUGCUCGGCCACCAGCAACGUCGCCUGUGGCUGUGAGCCCGGCCGCUUCCGUGUCUGCUUUGACAAGCAGUGCAGCGAAUUCUCUUGCCGGAAAUGCCAGUCCUGCACCGGACGCCUCAUCCAGCGACCCUGCUCGGAGGCACAGGACACACUUUGCGACAGCAGCUGCAAGCCUGACUUCUACAGAGAGGGUGAUGAGUGCCGGCCGUGCCACACGAGCACCCUCGACAAGUGUGGCAAAGAGUGCCAGCAAGUGUGCGGCAGCAACAGUGACCAAGGCUCAGGUCUGGAGUACAUCCUGCUGGGACUCACCGGGCCUCUCUUCCUGGGUGCCCUUGCCAUCUACCACAAGAGGAAGAGGCUCUGGCAUGGCGCCCUGGCAGGUGGUCCCCUCCCCAUGGCACAGGCUGGGGUUGCAGCCACACCGUGGUGCCAGUUUAAUGCCCGGAGGUGGGACAACUUCUGCUGGAUCCCGCCAUACUCCCCACCGGGGACAGAGCGUGUCACUGACACAGCAAACCAGAGGCUCAAACACCAGGCCUCGUGGCCUGAGCAGCCUAGUGAUGAAGGGGAGCCCUCUGCACCCCCAGAGCCCCGUGGUGCCCUGCUGCAGGGCAGCCAGCUCUAUGCCGUCAUCGACGUGGUGCCAGUACGGCGUUGGAAGGAGUUCAUGCGGAUGCUGGAGCUGCGGGAAGCAGAGAUUGAGCUGGUAGAGCUGGAGGUGGCCCACAUCCGUGACCAGCAGUAUGAGAUGCUGAAGCGCUGGUGCCAGCAGACCAGUGCCACACUGGACCACGUCUUUGCUGCCCUGGAGCGCAUGGAGCUGGCUGGCUGUGCUGAGGCACUGCGCCAGAGUCUGCCCGUGGGACACUGAUCCCCACCGUCAGCACCCUGGCACAGGGAGGUCCCACCACCUCCACAUCUCACUGGGCACCUCAUCCCAGCCAUACCCCUAAGUAUUGUUACUUAUGCCGUGUAGACAUUUUAUGUCAGUUUUAUGUCCCCUUCUCACCUGCCUGUCCCCUCUAUUUAUGGCCCCCUGCUCCCAGGGCCGGGGAGGACCCCACGCCCCAGCACAUCGGCUGCCCAGCCACUCGCGGGACGAGCAGGCACCGAGCCCACCGCGAACCCAUGGGAUAGUUCUCAAGGCUGCCCACUGCCGGGCGCUCCCUCCCCCUCCCCAAUAAAGUGGUGUGUUCUCCA
Molecule: messenger RNA, 1418 nt
Organism: Cyanistes caeruleus (blue tit)
Lineage: Eukaryota; Metazoa; Chordata; Aves; Passeriformes; Paridae
Gene: TNFRSF25
Product: TNF receptor superfamily member 25
Biological process (GO): signal transduction
Cellular component (GO): plasma membrane
Molecular function (GO): protein binding
Source: RefSeq, a predicted model, not a curated record